Messenger RNA from Dacryopinax primogenitus, 2527 nucleotides. RefSeq lists its product as uncharacterized. The record is from RefSeq and is a predicted model, not a curated record. Bases 1092 to 2417 code for a protein of 441 amino acids. The transcript is spliced from 7 exons. NCBI's taxonomy places the organism in Eukaryota, Fungi, Basidiomycota, Dacrymycetes, Dacrymycetales, Dacrymycetaceae. Gene Ontology annotation, molecular function: DNA-binding transcription factor activity, RNA polymerase II-specific; zinc ion binding; sequence-specific DNA binding. Gene Ontology annotation, biological process: regulation of DNA-templated transcription.
CUCGACGACGAACUCCCCUUUCAGCGCAAUACUGGUCGGAAAAUACCUAGAAGAUUCAGUUCCUGUCUCUGGUAGACCACCUGACUGAGCACGUUUAAGGCGCGUGUAUACCAGUCUUCUCGCCGAUGCGCCUACUAUGAGUUCCUGGCGGCAGUGUCGAAUAUGAAUGCAGCCCUCGCCCUGAAACAGCACACAGAGUGCGAGAACAACCUGCCAUUCCGCCUGCGAAGGAACCUCGUGAAGCUUCAUUUUCCGUGGAGGCCUGGUUUGACAGGGGAUUGAUGCCCAAGGGCGACAGCCGCCAGCGCUUCCGUUGUGCUCCAAUGCGAACUCGGCUAUUCCAGACGAACAAGAGAGAGAGUACUGCGCAAAGCAGGCACUGUCCCAAGCAGAUGUGUGGUCAAAUCCCCAUCCUGUGCGCUUAUUUUCGUGCGUCGGCCGUUCAAUUUUUUUCGACAGUUGCAAGCAAUCACUUCUAAUCAUCCGUAUGUUCUCCACAAUGGGGCUUUGGCGAGUGGCGGGUGUGAAUGCCAGUAUUCGCCCCACAAGAGACAAACGGAAUAUUAGUGCGAGCACUUAUAUUUUGUUUGACUCGGGCAAUUGCGCUCACAAGCCGUCAAUCCGACAGCGAAACAGCUCCUCCAUAUCCCCGCUGAUAUCCGACUUGACCAAACGGUAUUGACGUCCGAAAAUGACUGCUGCCAGGACCUCCAAUGCGGAGCAUUCAGGACGGUGCACAAGCAUGGGGUCACGUUCGUGCGCUGUGCGCUUAUCUUCGUGCAUCACUCAUUCGAAGAGAGAGCCGCUCGCGAACCAUGGUUGCCAAGCAAGUUCCAUCGAAGAAAGCAAAGUGGAAGAUGAGCACCAGCAGGCGGCGCUAAGACAUGGAAUUGUGAUGAAUAUGUGGUUUGUGGCGAACGGGCAAAAAACACUUCUGUACUGUCUGUCGUCGUGGAAGCCGCAAGUCAAAGAUUUGACUUUCACCACAAAUUCCGGAGGAUAAAUUUGUUUGAGCGGGGGCGGUGUGUGUUCCCUCGUUCCUCUUCCAUCAUUGUCGACGAUUCCCAGCGCAUCUCAACCUCACAUCACUGAUGGAAGACCACUAUCCUCCUCUUCACAGUAAUCUCAUCGUAUCUCCAUUGUCGGGCGGAACUGCAGAAAGUGGCAGCGGCACCACACUGACUCCUGUUGGAACGCCCGCGUAUAGAACUGCGAUCACUGCCGGUAGUAUGAGACCACGGGUAGAGAGUUGGACACUGAAAUUGGAUCCUCGGCUUCUUUCUCCUUCCCCUCGCAUGGUCACUCACAAUGAGCGCGGCGUCUCAAAUUCGAUUCAUCCGUUACGAAAUGACCAACAAGACCAGCGCCAUCGGCUUGUUUUCCUGGAUGGUCCUACUAGACGGCAAAUCUCACCUGGCUUCACCGAAUUCGAAAAAUCAUCCCAAGGCUAUCCCCUUCCCACACGUCAAAUCAGUCAGAGAUCUACCAUCGUCGAUAUACAUAAUCGUCCAAAUCGUUACGGAACUUACCCACGCACUCUAUACGAACCCUACUCGAUGCCAGUGUCUCAAUCCCGCGACAAUCACCACCCCCUCUGUAACGAGCCAUUGGUCUAUCGUCGCCCUCCAUUCGAUGGACACACAGACUAUCAUCAUGCCCAACUAGAAGAGCCUGCCAUGCUGCGCUACCCCAGCCUCAUUCCCCCUGUCCAAACCCUCCCCGACAACCACACAACCGCCCUAUCGAGCCCGGAGAGUAGACGGAUUUGCAAUAGCUGCUUUGACCGUCGCUUGGUCUGUGACGGCGAGUUCCCUUGCAACACUUGCCAGAGGAUCUCCAGGCCAUGCUCUUACAUCGGCCGUCCUUUCCAGCAGUUCAACGCCUCUAUACAGCCCGAAACUCGAGGCAGUCAGGCGGAAUUUCGCGUUCUGCCAGAUACGAUGCCACCCCACCGUCCAAAUGUACCCGGGACGGACCUCCCAACGACAUCCUCACAUCGUAUUGUCUACCUUCACGAUGAUGUCCCCAGGAUCAGCGGCAUCCACUGUAUUCAUGCAGUGCAAGAUAUCAAGAUCAUUCAGCCUAUGCGUACGCCUCCUGCAUCACAUGCGACUUCCGAGACGAUAGAAGGACAGGCGGAGACAUGGCCCUGUGAACGUUGCAAGAAACACAUUGACGAUCAUAUCCAUAUGAGGAAGAAGUCGCCAAAAUUGUGUUACUUAUGUUGGUUGCUUGAGCGGCGCCAUCCAACCAAGCAUAAGGAUAUGAAGCACUACCGUCAGGGCGGCCCGUGCGCACAGUGUGGAACAACUUGGGCACCGGUGUGGAGGCGUGGGCCAGCCAAAGAAUCACUGUGUAAUGCUUGUGGCCUCCGUGUGAAGGGGAGGGAAAAAAUGGACAAAAGCAAUUGGAAUUAGAACUUGCUGCCAUUUUAUAGUACAUUCUGUCUUUCCAAUAUGUUGGUAUAUGUUGUAUUGCUCAUUUCCUGUCUUUUAUACAUGAAUGACAUGUCUCAGCUUUGGUCAAU